This is a messenger RNA of Prorocentrum cordatum, 1607 nucleotides long. The record is from the annotation of a GenBank genome assembly. Lineage: Eukaryota; Dinophyceae; Prorocentrales; Prorocentraceae.
UGGGGGGCGAGUUCUCGCUUGAGCCAGAGUGGCUACGUACCCCUCCCGUCUCCCUCCUCGUCCUCGUCCUCCUCCUCGUCCUCGUCCUCCUCCUCGUCCUCGUCGUCGUCGUCCUCCUCCUCCGUAGCCGUUUUGGCUCAAGACGACGGCCUUCUUUUUUGCAGGCGCCGCCGGGGCGCUGCCCGCCAUGGAGUCUGGCUGCGCCGAGGGCCUCGGCGACUUCCCCUCGGCGCGCGCGGACGUGCUUGAGCUCGACGAGCUCCUCUCCGACGAAGAGCGGGCCGUCCGCUCGCGCGUGCGCGCCUACGCGGAGCGCCGGGUGUGGCCCUCCUGUGCGGCGCUGUGGGACGCGCAGGAGCACCCGUCCGAGCUGGUGGCGGGGCUCGCGGGGCUCGGCAUCGGCGGCGGCGUGCUGCCCCGCACGUGUGGCGCGGCGGGGCUCACGGCCACCGCGGCGGGGCUCGCGCUGGCGGAGCUGGCCCGCGUGGACUGCAGCCUCAGCGCCAUCCAGAUGAUACACGGCUACCUGGUGCCCUCCACCAUCUUCAACUUGGGCUCCGAGGAGCAGAAGAGGCGCUACCUGGCGCCGCUGUGCAGGUACGAGUGGCUGGGCGCAUGGGCGCUCACCGAGCCCGAGGCGGGCAGCGAUGCGGGGGCACUGCAGACGACCGCCACGGAGGUGGACGGCGGCUGGGUGCUGCGGGGCAGGAAGCGGUGGAUCGGCAACGCCCCCGUGGCCAAGGUUGUCGUAGUCUGGGCGCGGAACGCCGCAACCGGCGCGGUCAAUGGCUUCCUGGUCGAGGCGGAGGAUCCGGGCCUGCGGGUGUCGAAGAUGAGCGGGAAGAUCGGCCUACGUUGCAUACAGAACGGCGACAUCGAGCUGGCCGACGUCUUCGUGCCGGAGCUGCGACGCCUCCCAGGCGCCACGGGCUUCGCCAGCACGACCGCGACGCUGGCCGCCAGUCGCGUGAUGGUCUUAUGGCAGCCGCUCGGGGCCGCCUGGGGGCUCUACGACGUAUGCCUGAAGUACUUGUCAGAGCGCAAGCAGUUCGGUCAGCCCCUGGUGGCCUCGCAGCUGGUCCAGGCAAAGCUGAUGUCGAUACUGGGCCACUGCCAGGCCAUGGCGCUGUUCGCGUGGCGAGUCACCCGCCGCCACGAGCGCGGCAUGGUGGGCGCGCCAGAGGCGGGCCUGGCCAAGGCGUGGUGCACGCAGCGGGGGCGCGAGUGCGCAGCGCUUGCGCGCGAGCUGAUGGGGGGCAACGGCAUGCUCUCUCACUUCCACGUGGCGAAAACGUUCGCCGACAUGGAGGCCUUCUACACCUACGAAGGCACCUUUGACAUCAACCUCCUGCUGGCCGGGAGCGCGGCCACCGGCGUCGCCGCCAUCCGACCCGCUGGCUCCACCAAGAGCCGGUUGUGACACGCACGCGCGCGCGCGCGGCGCACUUCUGGGGGCCUCGCGAUCCUGGCGCCGUCGCAGCCGCGCCUCACACUUGUGACAGCACACACAGUUCAAAAAGAAGCGUCCACACGCACAUUCCGCAGGCUUAGCCUGCCGCUGCCAGGCACGUAUUGAAUGUGUUCCCCAUGCACGAUGAAUGCUUCGC